ACUCAUCAAUUGUACAAUUUUUUGGAUAUUUCAUUUACGUUCAUAAAAUCAAUUACAGAUUCUUUAUUUUUAUGGUGAUUACGCUCGAUACUUUUACAUUACCUCCAAACUGAUAUUUUCAAAUACAAAUUAAGUACAUAUUCUGUACUGUAGUUCAUACUUGAUCCGUAAACAAAACAGAUAUAACCUCUUUGAUAUUUCAAAAAUUGUGUGCACUUUUGUGAAUUACAUGUUGUACUUGACAUUUUCAGUGUGUGAACGUCAGUUUCUAAUUAUUAUCAUUUAGCAUAAAUCAAGAUGGAAAACUUACCAGAAGAGAACAAUCUAUCCUUUUCGUUUACUUUUGAUAAUGUGGAUCUGGGUAGUGUUGACAGUGACGAUUCAUUGGAUUCAGAAACCACUGGAUUGCAAAUUGAUGUCUCAGAAGUUGAUCAUUUUGAUGAUAAUGAUAAAUUAAAGCGACAGGAAGUAGAUGAGACAUUCUUUAUAAAUGAAAUGGAAGAAGAAAUUGAAAGACAGUUGGAUGCUAAAGCAGCUAAAACGAAACUGACUGCUACUAAUGUUAAAAACAUUCUAAAACAUGUCAUUUCAAAUGAACAUGUUAUGGCAAUGGUUCAUAAAAAGUUAACAAAAGGAGAUAACGAUAUGGUUUUUGAACCAAAGCUUACUAGAGCAAAAGCUAAAGAGUUAGCAAUGAAUCAACCCGAUGUCCAGUGGCCAAUUACACCUAUGAAAAAUUCAACUACUUCAGAAGCUAAGAUAUUAAUAGAAAAAGAUUAUUCAGAAGAUUCAUCUGACGAGGAAUAUCAUCCUGAUCAAGAUCAACAAAGUGACGAUGAAAAAGAUAUUGAUGGCUCUACAGGAAAUGAUAUAGAUUCUAUGCCAUCAAUACCAGCAACAUGUGGAGAUUUAUCUUCGUGCCUGGAAAUUAAAGAUACAUCUGAAGUGCAAUAUGAUGCAGGAGUCUUUAAAGUACCACAAAAUACUCUACAUAUACCAACUGACAAAGAAAGUAUAGUGCAUAGAACUCGUUCAAAACUUUCAUUGAAAGAAACACCUGUAGAGCAAAUAGAGCAAGCUUUCAUUCCUCCAGAUAUUACAACUGAUAUGUAUGAUUGGAAUGAACCAGGUGAUGAAUAUAUAGAUUUCUUAAAGGAAUUAUAUACACAGCCUCUUCCAAAAGAGAUUACUAUUGAGGAUGAUCCUGAAGCAGAUCCCGAGUAUAAUAUAUUAGAGGAUGAAGACACAGAAUUAUUGGAUAAAGAAGAAUUAAGAGAAGACAGAGCAGUUAAAAUUUCAAAGAAAGAACUGAAAACUCUCAUGGCCGAACUUGAUGAAUUUGCUGAUCAAUAUAGUCGACAACAAGAACAACAACAUGAACAACAACAGCAACAAUUACAGCAACAACAAAUUCAAUCUCAAUUACAACUGUCAAUACAACAAUCACCAGAAUUACAAAAACAAAAGAAAAGAAAAACUCCCGACAAUUCAUUUGAAUUAGUAGUGCAGGAUCCACCACGAACAAACACUAUGAUUGAACUGAUACCAGUGUUAGCAGAACCAGAAUUACCAAAACUUGUUAAUCCUAAUCAAUUAUACCUAUUAUCUAUUCAACUUUCUCAGCAUGUUCAAUUGUUGACUCAGCAAUUUCUUAUGACUUAUAAGCAUCCUAAAUUACAUACUGUGGCGACUGAAAGCAGAAGUUACUUGAAUUCUUUGAAACAUUUGGCUUGGGGUGAAAGUUCCGAAUUCAAUGCUCAAAAUUUGGCCGAUUCUUUGGCAUUAGUCUCAGAUUGGGAAUCAAGAUUAAGUGAUCCAGAUUUUUCUGAGGAAUAUAGUCAUUUUAUAACUUAUCAAGUAGAAAUGGAGAAGACAUAUUCCAAAGCUAGAAAAAAAUACAAACCUGUUUUUCAUGUGGAGUUAGUCAAAAUAAUGGCUAAUAGCAAAGCGUUAAUGCAUCCCCAAUUACUGCCAGACGUAUUCCCUAACAGUUUCUACACUAAGAAAGAAAAUCUUAUUACAAAGUUCGACAGAAAAAAAAUUAACUAUCCGUAUUUACCGGCUGAAGAACAUCUUAUAGCUCUGGGACUGGAACAAUUUUUACCGCACGUUCAAUUAAUAAAAAAGAAAUUCAAUAGAAACUGUCAUAAAACUGCUGAUGCAGUGAAAGAAAUAAAGAAAUAUUUAUUGCCUACCCGUGAUGUGAUGGGCAUAAUGCGUCAUAUAAAUAAACGUAGACUUUGUAAGGAACCUAAUCCUAUCAAGUAUUAUUAUACUCAUAGAUCAGCCCCAAGAACACAACAUUGUUUAUUAAGUGAAUAUAAUGCAAUAGCUCCAAGAGACCAACCAACUGAUUUUUUAUCUCCAGUUUGGCAAUUAUUUAUAAAAGAGUUGGAAAGUGAAAACAGUGAAGAAUUUACGGCAUUAAUGUAUUCUAGUAAAACACAAAGUAAAAAAGAUGACUUUUUUACAGUUUCUGUAGAUGACAUUUUAAAUCAGAGUGAGCCAGAAGUCAUCUCUCAUGAAUUGAGGAAUCCCAUUGUCAACAUGUUACACAUGCCUCCAUUGGUAACACCACAAAAAGAUGAUGCAGCUACUUCAUCUACGAGAUGUAGCUCUACAAAAAUAAAAACAAUUCAAUCAAAACCAAGUGAGGCUGAAUCUGAUGUGGAGUCGGCUGAAAGCGUAAAAACUUGUGAAACUGAUGAAGAAGAAUCAAGACCUACUCGUUUGAGAAUGACAACUCCACGAUUGGCCAAAAUUAAAAGUGCACAAAAUAUGAAAUUAUUAGCUCAAACAUUAUCUUCAAAGGGCUCAACUUCAAUCACUCAUUCUAAUGAAAAUAAAGAAGAUAGCCUUGAUAAGAACGACGACGAUGCUUCGUCAUUUACAAAAGGAGAUAACGAAGAUGAAAUUGCUGAACUGAUGUUAGCUAGUACUACAAUAAAAAAGAAUGCAACAAGUCGAAAGAAAACAAAACAAGCAAGAGAAUUAGAAAACUUGAAAAGAUUACUGGAAGCUGAAAACAAUAUAAAUGAAGAAGAAAGAGCGACGAAAUUUGCAACUUCUUUUCUACAAAAAAUUCAUCUCAAAUUGGAAUCAAAAGAUCCAGAGUUAUUCAAGACAGUAUUGAAAAUAUUUUUGGAUUACAGUGAAAAAAUAGAAAAUUCGCCUGAAACGAGUUCAGAUUAUUUACAAAAUAAAAGUCUUUCGUCCCAAAUCAUAGAAAAGAAUGACGAAUACAAAGACAAAAUUUCAGUUGAGCUUUAUCAAGAAGUCUGUGAUAAGUUGUAUGAAUAUCCAGAUUUAUGCUCUGAUUUUCUGUUAUUUUUAACGCCGAAUCAGGCAGCUUUAAUUGACAAAUCCGUGGAGCAUACAAUGAUGCUAAAAAUGAAAGAAUUCAUCAAUGUCACUCAAAUGUAUUUCGCAAAGCAACCAUCACGUAUAGCAAAAGUUAUGCAGGCAAUAACCCAAAUGGCUUCCGAUCCCUAUAUAACAGUGGAAAGUGCCCAGACUAUCAUGGGUACAGCAUUGAAGGGGCACCCUUUGAUCAUGGAUAUGUUUCAACAAGUUAUACCUACAGGAAAACCACCAGACACUUUGUUUGCUGCACAUAUGUUUGAAAAUUUAACAUGUCCUGUCGGUCCGCAUGACAAAAAUAAAACCUACGACGUAGAUGCUCCAGAAUUAUAUGAAAAUAUUGAACUACCAGUUUCUACACCCCAAGAAGAUCCUUAUGGAGGAGAUAGUUGUAAAUGUGAAUGCCACAGUAUCGUGGAUGAUACGAAAUUGAAAGGAAUAAACGAACACUGCGCUUCAUGUGGUACCCGGUUUUUGAAUGGGAGAAUAUAUUUGCAAACAUCAGAAGGUUUGAGGCCUGCUAAAAUAACGUUUCCUGGUGCCGAUGAUGAGAAGCUGGAAAACAUCUCACGGGUUUCACUAAAAACAAACGAAAAAAUAGUUCCUUGUCCACCAGAAAAAAAACGAAGAAAAUCUUCCAAACGUGAUUCUAUAUCAGAAGAAUCUGCUAUUAAAGGCUUUUCAACAAAAAUUUCACCUUUAAAAGAAAAUGAGGAUAGUGAUAGAUCGAAAUCGAGAAAAAGUACAAAAUCUCCAACUAAGUCUACAGAGACUAAAAAACUUUCGAAAGUACAGUCGAAUCCUGUUAAAAUUAAAAGAGAAAAGAAGACUGAUAAAAAAGUUAAAAGUGAUUUCAAGACUGAAGAUGAUCAAAAUGAAGACUGCGCGAAUAUAGAGCAAACGGAAUUUGAAGAAGGAAGUGCGAGCAACACAAACGAUGAUUAUUCAGAAGAUAUAUUUGGUAGUAAAUUAGGAGAAUUAAGUACUGAUAGCCACGAAGAUGAUACUUCGAUUAGCCCUGAAAAGGUUGAACAUUUUUCAACGGGCAUCCGAAAAAUAGAAGCUUCAAGUGACUCUGAUAAUAGCACGACUGUCGAUGCUGAAAAAACUUGUUCUGACUUACCAUGGACAAUGCAGGACGAUAAGGUAUUGUUGGAACAUGUUCAGAAAGACUAUUCCGAAAAAACUUUUUACACAGUCAGUUUAAUAUUGAAAAAUCGAAGCGUUGAACAGGUAAAAGAACGUUGCCAAUACCUACUGUCGUUAAUUGAAAAAAUGGUGUGAUUCGUUUUCUUUUCACACCCGCUUUGUAAAAAAUGGUUUAUAUAGUGUAUAUAAUUAAAUGAAAAAUGUAUAUUUUAAAAUUUAAGUUUUAAUUUAUUCAAUAAUAAUAGCUUAUAAACUUUAACGACGCUUAUUUCCGUAACGAGUUAGUCUUACAAUUAAAUUAUAGGAAAAUCCAAUUGUAUUUGUUCAUCACUGUAAUGAAAUAGUGUUAUGUACAUUUCGGAUGCACUUGAAUGUGAAUUAUUGUAACCCAGUCUUAUGGUAGGUUUACAUUGCAGGAAACGUUGUUUACAAUGUCAAAUCUAAUGUAAAUGUGCUAUUUUAGCUAUGGUCGUACAAUAAUAAUUCAUUGAUUU
Molecule: messenger RNA, 5003 nt
Organism: Phymastichus coffea
Lineage: Eukaryota; Metazoa; Arthropoda; Insecta; Hymenoptera; Eulophidae
Gene: mute
Product: GON-4-like protein
Exons: 15
Coding region: 298-4644 (1448 amino acids)
Biological process (GO): regulation of DNA-templated transcription
Cellular component (GO): nucleus
Molecular function (GO): transcription coregulator activity
Source: RefSeq, a predicted model, not a curated record